CCCCGCGCCUCUGAGCAGCACCAGUGUGAAGAUGGCGGAGGGUGAAUUGAACGUGGAUAGCCUCAUCUCUCGGCUCUUAGAAGUGCGAGGAUGUCGUCCGGGGAAGAUAGUCCAGAUGACAGAGGCAGAGGUUCGGGGCCUCUGCAUCAAAUCCAGGGAGAUCUUCCUCAGCCAGCCCAUCCUGCUGGAGCUUGAGGCCCCCCUGAAGAUUUGUGGAGACAUCCACGGGCAGUACACAGACUUGUUGAGGCUGUUUGAGUAUGGCGGCUUCCCUCCAGAGGCAAAUUAUCUUUUCCUGGGCGACUACGUGGACAGAGGGAAGCAGUCCCUGGAAACCAUCUGCCUUCUGCUGGCCUAUAAAAUCAAAUACCCAGAGAACUUUUUCCUCCUAAGGGGCAACCACGAGUGUGCUUCCAUCAACCGCAUUUAUGGCUUCUAUGACGAGUGCAAGCGCAGGUUCAACAUUAAGCUAUGGAAGACCUUCACCGACUGCUUUAACUGCCUCCCCAUCGCCGCUAUUAUCGAUGAGAAGAUCUUCUGCUGCCACGGAGGGCUUUCACCUGAUUUGCAGUCUAUGGAGCAGAUCCGCAGGAUCAUGAGGCCCACAGAUGUGCCUGACACAGGCCUGCUGUGUGACCUGUUGUGGUCCGAUCCAGAUAAGGAUGUACAAGGCUGGGGGGAGAACGACCGCGGGGUCUCCUUCACCUUCGGGGCAGAUGUGGUCAGCAAGUUCCUAAACCGCCAUGACCUGGACCUCAUCUGCAGAGCCCAUCAGGUUGUGGAGGAUGGUUAUGAGUUCUUUGCCAAACGCCAACUGGUCACACUUUUCUCUGCUCCAAACUACUGCGGGGAGUUCGAUAAUGCAGGCGGCAUGAUGAGUGUUGAUGAAUCCCUCAUGUGCUCCUUCCAGAUCUUAAAGCCCUCGGAGAAGAAGGCCAAGUACCAGUAUGGCGGCGUAAAUGCUGGCAGGCCCGUCACCCCACCCCGCACCGCCCAAGCCCCAAAGAAGAGGUGAACCCUCAGCCAUGACCCCUGCCCCCCAGCCCGUCUUACCCCCCCCCGGUCUGCCACUGAGGCAACCCCUGUAAACACCCGCUGUAGAGUGAAGAUACUGGGCUUAUCUAGGUGCCCAAAUCUUUCUCCUCUUCCUCCCCAACUCCCUCUUCAAUUCCACUGACAGCUCUUUUCUUAAUGUGUAUGUGUACAUAACUUUGCUGUGACCAGUCUGUUUUAUUAUUAUUAUCAUUAUUUUUGCCUGUUUGUUCAGAUUUUUUAUAUUAUUAACAGUCUUUUUGGUGGUUUUACUUCUAAUGCUAUGUGAGAUUUUCUGAGGUUUUUGCAUUCUGUAAAGACGUGACGUGACGGAGAGACAACAAAUCUCUUUCAGUUGUUCGGAAAUGAUAAACCAGAUUGAACAUUAUUUUGCCUUGACCUCCCAAGAAACAGGGAGGAUCCUUUGUAGGUGUUUCAUUUAGGACUAUGGUUUGUGAGCAGAGCAGAAUCCACAAACAUAAACAUUUAUUACUUUAUAAACUUUAGAUAUUGAACCUUUGUGGAUCCCUCCAUUAGUUGCAUAGAAUGUGAACAUACCAGCUUUAAAAGAAUAUAAAUGCUAAAUCACACAGCACGUGAUUUAGCUGAACAUAACGUCCUCUGGGCAUCGAUUUCUCUGCUCUGUUAUCCCUCUCUGUGCCUCGACUACUCCCACACAGAAAAACACGCCGCUUUACUGACAAAGCUGGUAUUGAGCGCUUCCUUAAUCUAUUUAUGAUUCCUUCUAAUAACGAGAAUUUCCCCUGGACUAAUCUUCUUGUUUUGAUAUGAGAGCCGAGAGUUUUUGAUUACUCUGAUUUUAAUGAGACAGUUAUGGAUUUCAGAGCAGCAGGUAAACGUGUUUAUAGAAUUGUGCUUUGUAAAUCUGAGACUGAAGGAAAAGAAAUGUGGCACGCUUGGUUGUAGUUUUGCAAGAAUCGGACUUAUCAAGUAUUAAAAAUGUAAUGCAAGACAAGCCUCACAAAAUCCUCCAUAAUCUUAGAUCUGUUUAGUGCAGUGAGCAUGUAGCACUCCGAGAGAAAAAAAAAAGUUUGCUUUUUGAAGCUUGGAGUGAAUUGCCAGCCUUAAUCUCCUAUCACCCAAUCUGUUGAGGUUCAGGGUGUGAAAACUGGUGAAUGUGGGUGGAAGUCGAGGCUGCUUUAGAAAGGCUGGGUGAUUGUGUUGCCACCUGGUGUGUAAAUACUGCACUACAGCGCAAAAUAUUGCACGUCCCAUGUUUUGUAAAUUUGAAAAGUAUAGGAGGAUGGGCUUGUCAUUACAUCGCCAGUCAGUUACUGUCAUGAGGUACCACAGUUACCCUUAGCAACAGUAAAUCUGGUGAAUGUCACAACUUCGGUUUGCUGCAGAUGCAGUUAAAACUUUAAGGAAAAUAGUUGCCUCUUUUACCGUUUUCUUUUUGUUUUUAUUUGCUUUGUUGUUUUGGAUGUGUCUGUUGUUUUUACUUUGUUCUCCAUUCACAUCGUUUACUUUGAAUUCACUUAAUUUAUUUCCUUAAUGAAGGUAAGAUAAACAAAAAGGUGUUAUCAAAAGUUGUUUUGCAAUUUGUACAAGUUUGUUUGAAAGUAUAUACAUUCAA
This is a messenger RNA of Cololabis saira (Pacific saury), 2629 nucleotides long. Its product is annotated as serine/threonine-protein phosphatase PP1-beta catalytic subunit-like. Lineage: Eukaryota; Metazoa; Chordata; Actinopteri; Beloniformes; Belonidae. The record is from RefSeq and is a predicted model, not a curated record. Gene Ontology annotation, biological process: circadian regulation of gene expression; regulation of circadian rhythm. Gene Ontology annotation, molecular function: protein serine/threonine phosphatase activity. Gene Ontology annotation, cellular component: cytoplasm; nucleus. The transcript is spliced from 8 exons. Bases 32 to 1015 code for a protein of 327 amino acids.